Trichoderma reesei QM6a is the source of this 1451-nucleotide messenger RNA. RefSeq names its product G-protein signaling regulator. Gene Ontology annotation, biological process: intracellular protein localization. The record is from RefSeq and is a predicted model, not a curated record. Bases 223 to 1311 code for a protein of 362 amino acids. NCBI's taxonomy places the organism in Eukaryota, Fungi, Ascomycota, Sordariomycetes, Hypocreales, Hypocreaceae. The transcript has 3 exons. Gene Ontology annotation, cellular component: plasma membrane.
CGCCCUAUCGCAUCAUCGUCCGUAGCUUCGGUCGCCCCAAGGAUCGCAAUCCCUCCCCUGGCAGGGAGAUUUCGUUCUCUCCUCGCGAAGCCUUUGUUGCCCGUUACACGAACCACCUCAGCUUGCGACGAGAGCCGAGAGCAAUAGCGCAUCGAUUUUAUCAUACCGAGCGCCCCCGAGAAUCCCCUCAUUUCAUCUCAUCCAUCACACCCCAGCAACGCCAUGGACGACCCCCGAGAUACCACGGCGUCAACUACGCCCCAGCCCGAUAUGACGCGCAAUCGAUUGCCGACUCUGUUCGAGGUGUUGAGCCGUCGCACGCUGCCGCCGGUUGAUUUGUUUUCAUUUUACAUCUAUAUGCGAGAUCAGCAGCGAUCUGUUGAUUAUCUUGACUUUUGGUUGGAUGUGGCGCAGCACAUGUCCCUUUGUCGCCAUUAUGUGCGCGAGCUUCGACGAUCUGUUCUCAUAGCGACUCCGGACCUGGAAAAGGGAUCUAAGCGAUCGUCCCAGAUACUGGAUCUUGGCGACAUGGACUCACGUGCGGCUGGACCGUCGAUGUAUGGGACAGAGAAGGAGAGAGACCAGGACGCCCAGAUGUCGGCCUUUCUGCGUGAAGACGUGAGCCAUGAUUCACCCGGGACUCAGACCGCCUCAAAUCAGACCAAGCCGAGCCCUUUCAGCCUAUCUCGUAACCCAACGGACUCCAACUCCCCCGCCCAUACGGUUGCCCGGGCUGAUAUCAGGGCGUCUGCAGAGAAGAUUCUCUACACUUUCCUGAUGCCUGGAGCUGAAAGAGAAAUCACGCUGCCUGGAUCCAUUACCCAGGAUGUUACGGCAUCUAUCGAAGAAUAUGGUCGAGACGACCCGGAGGUCUUUGAUGUGGCUAAGGACUACGUUUUCCAGGCGAUGGAGCGAGAUGCAUUCCCAGGCUUCUUGCGCAUGAAGGCUUUGGGCAAUCUAAUUCCACCGACACUCGUUAUGCGCCUUAUUGUUGGACUUGUUUCCAUGUUUGGAGCAUUCUGGGCUUCAUUUAUCCUCAUCUUUCUUGACAAGUCUAGAGCGACUCGAUGCUGGCUGAUUCUACCCUUUACAAUUGGCGUUUACUUCCUUGCCUCAUACCAGUAUUCCCUUGACCCCAUCUUGGCGCUCAUUGGUUUCAGCGAGUACACACCAUUCAAUUUCUCUCGCAUUCGAGAACCCUACGUCCGUCGCCUCCUGGCGAAGCGAGCAGUCAUGGUGUUGGCUGUGACCCUCCUCAUCGACGCCGGACUGUGUGUCUUGUUCAUUCUUGUUCCAGGCAAGAGGCUUUGAGAUACAAGGCAUCGUCGUCUUCUUCUGCUUUCAGACCAGGGAUGGGGCACUGUGCCGGCUUGUCCUCAAUGCAGCGCUCCGAACACAGAGGUUCUCCGUGCCGACCGCUGAGCAAGACUUACUAAUCCAGAUCACGACCG